UUUAUUCCAUAAUUUCGGUGUUAAAAAAAGACAGCUUAAAUUAAUACAAAAUUAUUAUUUAACAAUUAUAAUUAAAAAAUUAAUAUUUCAUAAAAAUAAUAUCAAAAUUGCGUGAAUAAUCUGCGCAGUAAUUAAAAACAACGACCGACUUGAUCGACAGGCAUUUUUUUUUUCGUUUCAAAGCUUAAAAAAACCGGCAACCGUCAUGACGCUUUUAUCCAUAAAAUAAUAUCUCAAAUAAUAACAAGCAAACAAUAAAUAAAAGUCAAUAAAAUUGCCAACAAUUAAGUACAAUUAAUUCAAUUAAUUAAUCAAGGAUAAUUAAGUGAAGUUAAAAUACCAAAAACGCAAUUUAAAAAAUAAAAAAAAAUUCAUAAUAAAAUAGGUGUGACAGUGUACCUGUGCUGCUGCGUACAAGUGUAAUACACACAAACAUACAAACAGUGUGUAUUUGUGUGUUGUGUUUUUUUUUUUUUUUUAGAAUUUGCGGCAAAUUGAGGGGAGAGUGAUCGUCAAACGGAACAACCGUGCUACUACAUACAAUCGGUCCAAUCGGGGGCUUACGCUGUCGACAGUCAAACGGUGUUCGGUGUGCCGCGAGUGUGUGUUGUUUCACUUGCGUGUUUUUUUUUUUUUUUUAUAAUACAAAGUUUGGAAAUAUAUAUAAAUAUAUCAAAUAUAUUAACCGGGGUGUCUCUUGACAGAUUUUGUUAAAAGAAGGAGGCACAAUAAUAAUGGCAGACACAAGCCAACAAGAACUCACUGAGCCUCAUACAAAUGGUGUGAUGGACGGUCUAACAGAAGAAGAAAAAAGUAAAAUGAGACCAGCUGAUAUUGAUGCGGAUAUGCGUGAAAUGGAUAGAAGGAAGAGAGUCUUAGAAAUGAUGAGUUCAAAAACAUUUAUGGCUGAAUUAGAGCGUAUUCUUGAAGCUCACAGAGAUGGUGGUGGUUCUGUUGGUUUAUUACAACAAAUAUCAGAUAUGAUGGGUGCACAAGGAGCACGUUUUAAUUCAAAUGUAUUUAAAAAUUCAAAUUGUGUGGUGCCUAUUAAUGAUAUUAGAGGUGGUGAUGUUACUGGUUAUUUACCUGGUGAAAAACAAUUACGUUGUAAAUUAGCAUCAGUAUUUAGAUUACUUGAUCUUUAUGGAUGGACACAGGGUGUUGGUGGACAAAUAUCAGCACGUUUAAAUCAAGAUCAAGAACAUUUUUUGGUAAAUCCAUAUGGUCUUUUGUAUCAUGAAAUAACAGCAUCAAGUCUUGUUAAAGUUAAUAUGCAAGGUGAAGUUGUUGAUCAAGGAACAACAAAUUUUGGUAUACAUUUGAGUGAAUUUCAGUUGCAUUCAACAAUACAUGCUGCACGUCCAGAUAUAACAUGUAUUAUUCACAUAACAACACCAACAGCAGUGUCUUCCUAAUUGGUAAUUGGUAAUGAAAGUAUUGUUAUUGGUGAUGUAUCAACACAUCAUCAAUUUAUUGGUGAUGCUAUUGAGCCUGAAGAACGUGAAAAAAUAACACGUAAUUUAGGUCCAAUAAAUAAAGUUAUGUUAUUAACAAAUCGUGGUGCAUUAUGUUGUGGUGAAACAGUUGAAGAAGCAUUUUAUAAUGUUUAUAAUACUGUAUUAGCAUGUGAAACACAACUUAAAUUAAUGCCAAUGGGUAUUGAUAAUUUAACACUUAUUAAUGAUGAAAAUAAAAAAAUAAUAUAUGAUGCAUCACGUAAAUCACCAGCACCACCAGCAUGUAUUGUUACUGAACCACCAGCAUUAGCUAAAAAAUUAGAAAAACGUUGGCGUAUUGGUGGUACUGAAUUUGAGGCACUUAUGAGAAUGCUUGAUAAUGCUGGUUUUCGUACUGGUUAUUCAUAUAGAAAUAAACUUGUUAAAAGUGAACCACCAAGAGCUAAAAAUGAUGUUGAAAUACCACCAACUGUAUCAUCACUUGGUUAUUCACUUGCUGAUAUUGAAUUAUACAGAGAAGCAAUAUUAAAAAGUGGACGCAAAGGAAAUGACAGAAAACUCUGGCUUACAACACCAAAUGUUUAUCAAAAAGUUGAAGUUCUCGAGACCGGAACACCAGAUCCAAAAAAAAUCACCAAGUGGGUGGAUCAGGGUCAAGACGAGUGGGUGUCUGAUGGAUCACCGACUCAUAGCAGUACACCAGUCAAGAUUGAUGGUGCAUUACAAUUUGUACCGAAGAAUACCAAUCCAAAAGAAUUUAAGCAGCUUCAACAACAAAUCAAGGAUUAUCGUAGAGCUGAUAAAAUAUCUGCUGGACCACAAUCACAUAUACUUGAAGGUGUCACGUGGGAUGAAGCUAAAAAGCUACAAGAUGCAUCAGUUGUGAAUGCUGGUGAAUCAGUUGUUUUAGUUGGUGCUGCAAGUAAAGGAAUAAUUCAACGUGGUUUUCAACAUAAUGCAAUGGUAUAUAAAACUCCAUAUGCUAAAAAUCCAUUUGAUGCUAUUACAGAUCAAGAUAUUGAUCAGUAUAAAAAAGAUAUUGAACGUAAACAAAAAGGUGAUAUUUAUGAUGAAUCACAAUCUGAAUCAGAAGCACUUUCAUCAUUUAAUAUUAGUCGAGCAACACAUGAAUCAAGCACUGCCAAAAGUCCAAUUCAAUCACCAAUAUCUGUUACAUCUGAAACUGAAGAAGAAAGCAGAGAUGAACCUCGGGUACUCCGGAUAGAAAAAAAAAAAGUACCUGCUCCAAGUCAACCAGAAGUUGUCUUAAGUGAUGAAACAAUAGUGCAUGAUUUGGGCCAAGUGCAUGACAAUAUACUGCCAACGAAAAAAUUGAGCACGAUUGUAAAGGAAACUCCCCAGGUUCAGCAAUCACAAAUAUUAUUAUCAAAAAAUUCACAAAAUCAAAUAACAAAUAAUAAAGGAGAAGCAACAACUCAAUUCCUAAAUGAAAUGCGACGAACUGCAAUUGAGCCAAGAAAUGAUAGAAAUCAAAGAGGAGAAAACACGGUUAAUGGAGAUCAUUCAGAUGCUCAUCACAGCACAUUUUCUCAUAGCAGUAAAGAGGGUUCAAUGUCACAGGAUGUAAGCGUCAGUGAGGAGUCACCUAAAAAGGAAAAGAAAAAGAAGAAAGGCCUGAGAACACCAUCAUUCCUCAAGAAAAAAAAGGAAAAAAAGAAGCCAAUUGAAGCGUAGAUAAUCCUAUCCUAGGAAACUAUCAGAGAAUAAUAAUAAGUUAAAAUCAAGUUAGACCCAAGAUCGAAGUCCACAUGAGCAAGGAAAGAAUUUAAAAAACAAAUUAAAAAUAUAAAAAACGAC
Molecule: messenger RNA, 3275 nt
Organism: Aphidius gifuensis
Lineage: Eukaryota; Metazoa; Arthropoda; Insecta; Hymenoptera; Braconidae
Product: protein hu-li tai shao-like
Cellular component (GO): postsynaptic density; plasma membrane; cytoskeleton
Molecular function (GO): actin filament binding
Source: RefSeq, a predicted model, not a curated record